AUGUUCCAGAGAAGUAGUUCCGAUCCGAGGCCACGCAUCUGUGGAAGAAGCCUACUGGGCGAGAUGGAACUAUCCAAUGCAGACGGAUUGAGACUUUCAACACUUGAUUCCGGCAGCAAAGAAAAUCAGGCAGGAGAGGAAAUCCGUAUCUCAAGAAAUACUCAAGAAAUUAUUGAAGAGGCCCAUUGGAAGCAGUGA
Molecule: messenger RNA, 198 nt
Organism: Gryllus bimaculatus (two-spotted cricket)
Lineage: Eukaryota; Metazoa; Arthropoda; Insecta; Orthoptera; Gryllidae
Source: the annotation of a GenBank genome assembly